Messenger RNA from Lathyrus oleraceus (garden pea), 3417 nucleotides. RefSeq lists its product as uncharacterized. Lineage: Eukaryota; Viridiplantae; Streptophyta; Magnoliopsida; Fabales; Fabaceae. Gene Ontology annotation, biological process: DNA integration. The transcript is spliced from 4 exons. The record is from RefSeq and is a predicted model, not a curated record. Bases 1 to 3417 code for a protein of 1138 amino acids. Gene Ontology annotation, molecular function: zinc ion binding; nucleic acid binding.
AUGGCUUCCGCAAGUGCAAACCCGGUGUUUAAGGAUGGAGGUAUUAGCAACAAACCACCUCUAUUCUCUGGCGAAUAUUCCGAUUUCUGGAAAAUCCGCAUGAAAGCACAUUUAGAAGCACAAGGAGAUGGUAUCUGGGAAACCGUUGAAAAUGGUCCGCAUAAUCCAACAAGUGUGAUCAAUGGUGUUGGCACCCCAAAGAUCAAAAGUUCGUAUGAUGAAGACGAUAAAAAGAAAAUACUUAAUGAGAAGAAGACCAUCAAUAUUCUUCAAAGUGCAUUAAGUAUGGGCGAGUUCUUACACAUAUCUCAAUGCAAAUCUGCGAAAGAAAUAUGGGAUACCAUGCCCAGAGAAUCCAUCGUUGCUUUACAGAAAAGAUUUGUUCACUUAACGAAUCACUUAAUUGCUCUGGGAAAGACCUUCACAAAUGAUGAUCUCAACCUUAAAGUGCUACGAUCCUUGACGAGAGAAUGGCAACCUAAAGUUACCACCAUAUCGGAGAAGAAAAGUCUUUCUAUAAUGACAUCCACAUCAUUAUUUGGAAAACUCCAAGAACAUGAACUUGAACUUGGACGACUUGAAAAGCAUGAAAAUCAGGAAAAGAAAUCCAAAGGAUUUGCUUUAAAAGUUGAAUCAAAGGAAGAAAAAGAUGAGGCCGCAUUGGAGGAAGAUGAAAACUUCAUGCUCCUUGUUAAAAGUCUUGGUAAGUUCUUUGGUAAAAAUGGCAAACCUUUUCAUCCAAAAAGAAAUAAACAUUUCAGGAAAAGGGAGGCUUCCACUUCCACACAAGAAGUUACAUGUUAUGAAUGUGGAAAGCAAGGUCAUAUAAAACCAGAUUGUCCGAGACUCUCAAAGAAAGGAGGCUUUAAAGGAAAGAAGGAGUUCAAGAACAAAAAGGUAUACGUUGCAUGGGAAGAUAAUGAGAUAAGUUCGUCAUCCAAAUCAGAAAGCGACGAAUGUGCAAACUUAGCAUUAAUGACGUCACACCAUUCCGACGCUGAAGAAGACGAGGUUAGUAGCAACUUUUCUCUUUUUGAUAGUGAUGCACAAGGUGCUAUAAAUGAACUGCUUGAAGAAUGCAAAAUUCUGUAUAAAACUAUAUCAUCUCAAAAGAAAACAAUUUUAUCAUUAGAAGGAAAUAUCGUGACAAUUGAAAAAGAUGUCAACGAUGAAAAACAAAAGAUGAUUAGUGAAAAACAGAACGUUGUAUGCAAAAACUAUGAGUCACUUUCAUUCAAUAUUGUCCAACUAAAAAUAGUUCUUGGAAGAUAUGAAAAAGGACAAAUUGGAUUGGAAGGAGUCCUUAGCCAACAAAGAUACUCAAACGAUAAAAGUGGUAUUGGUUACUCAAAAUUUUCAAAACCAAGUACAAGUAAAACCAUUUUUGUUAAGGCUAAGGAUCAACCAUCCAAAGAGAAAGUAAACAGUCCCAAAGUUGUUCAUCACUAUCCUAAAAAGAAAAGAUUUCCUAAAAAGAAAUCUUAUGUUCCUAGAUAUAGAAGCAACUUUGAACCUACCUGUUUUUAUUGCGGAAUAAUUGGCCAUACACCAAAUGCGUGCUAUGUUAGAAAUUUCAGCGUAGCAAGUGGGAAUUAUGUAUGGAAAAAUGAUGCAUUCAAGGCGUUCAAGAAAUAUGCGAAGCAAAUCCAAAAUAAGAAAUCGCUAACUAUUGCCUCCAUAAGAAGCGACCAUGGUGGAGAAUUCCAAAAUGCCUCCUUCGAAGAGUUCUGUGAAGAAAAUGGAAUAUUUCAUAAUUUCUCGGCACCAAGGACUCCUCAACAAAAUGGAGUGGUGGAGAGAAAGAAUAGGUCACUUGUGGAACUUGCACGAACAAUGCUAAGUGACUCAAAUCUUCCAAAGUACUUUUGGGAAGAUGCGGUAAGCACGAUAUGCUAUGUAAGUAAUAGAAUUAUCAUUAGACCUAUCUUGAAAAAGACUCCUUAUGAACUCUUCAAAGGAAGGAAACCCAACAUAUCUUACUUUCACAUCUUUGGAUGCAAAUGCUUUGUCCUCAACAAUGACAAAGACAAUCUAGGUAAGUUCGACGAAGGUAUAUUUCUUGGAUAUUCUCUUACUAGUAAAGCUUUUAGAAUAUAUAAUAAAAGAACUUUAAAAGUUGAAGAAACAAUGCAUGUUACUUUCGAAGAAUCUAACCCCUCCAAGGAGGAGAUUAUUUUGUGUGAUGAUGAUGAUGAUAUUGUAGAGGUUCCUCAAAUAGAUACUUCAAGUAGAAAUAAUGGUGAUCAACCAAAACAUCAAGACGAGCAAGAAGAAAAUGAUAAUGAUCUACCUAAGGAAUGGAGAACUCGUCGGGAUCAUCCAAUUGAUAAAGUCAUUGGUGAUAUCAGUCAAGGCGUUGCAACUAGAUUAAAUCUCAAAGAUGCAUGCUUAAAUAUGGCGUUUGUUUCACAAAUUGAACCUUCCAAGGUUGAUGAAGCCUUAAGUAACGACCAAUGGUUAAUUGCUAUGCAAGAAGAGUUAAACCAAUUCGAAAGGAAUCAAGUUUGGAAACUUGUCCCUAGGCCAAGUGAUAAACGCAUCAUAGGUACUAGAUGGGUGUUUAAGAACAAGCUUGAUGAGAAUGGUAUAAUUGUUCAAAACAAAGAAAGAUUGGUGGCCCAAGGAUACAAUCAAGAGGAAGGCAUUGAUUUUGAAGAAACAUUCGCUCCAAUUGCAAGGCUAGAAGGAUUUGAAAAGGGUAAAAUCGAAAAAACCCUGUUUAUUAAGAAGAUUAAAGGUAACACCUUAUUGGUUCAAGUCUACGUUGACGACAUCAUAUUCGGAUCAACAAACAAAGACAUGUGUGAAGAAUUUUCACCGAUGAUGCAAGGAGAAUUCGAGAUGUCCGUGAUGGAUAAAAUGAAUUAUUUUUUUGGACUUCAAAUUAAGCAACUGAAGGAUGGCAUCUUCAUCAAUCAAUCAAAGUACUGCAAAGAGUUGUUAAGAAGAUUCGACAUGGAUAAUUGCAAGGCAAUGUCUACUCCGAUGGGAUCCGGAACUUAUGUUGAUCAAGAUGAAUCAGGUGUUUCGAUUUAUAUAACAAAGUAUCGAGGUAUGAUUGGUUCCUUACUUUAUUUGACGACAAGUUGUCCUGAUAUUAUGUUCAGUGUGUGUCUUUGUGCUCAUUUUCAAGCAAAUCCAAAAGAAUCACAUAUCAUCGCUGUCAAAAGGAUCAUGAAGUAUCUCAAGGGAACAAAAAAUGUCAGCCUAUGGUAUCCUAAAGGUAGUAUUUGCAAAUUGGUUGGUUAUUCUGACGCUGACUAUGUAGGAUGUAAAACUGAUCGAAAAAGUACUAGUGGUACAUGUCACAUCCUUGGAAAUGCAUUAGUUUCAUGGGCUUGCAAGAAACAAACAUGUGUUUCUCUAAGCACUGCCGAAGCACAAUACAUAGCCGCGGGUAGCUUUUGUGCUCAAUAA